Molecule: messenger RNA, 312 nt
Organism: Geodia barretti
Lineage: Eukaryota; Metazoa; Porifera; Demospongiae; Tetractinellida; Geodiidae
Source: the annotation of a GenBank genome assembly
AUGGCUGACUACGUGUACCUCGUGCAAAUGGAUAUACCUGUAGAGUUGGAGUCGGACUUCAAUCGUAUUUACGAUACCGAGCAUGUGCCGAACAUCGUCAAGGUGCCGGGUGUUCAUAGCUGCACCCGGUACAAACUGGAAUCCACCGACGUGGAGGGCACUGCCAAGUAUGCCGCAGUCUACGAAAUUGACUCUCCAGACGUACCUUUCACCGACGUGUGGGUUGCUGCCUCAGAUACCGGCGACUGGGCGCCGAUGAUUCGUCCCCAUACCUCCAAUCGUUCCCAUAUCGUCUACAAGAAACUGAAUUGA